AUGCUCUCAGUCACUCUCUCUGCCCCCAUGGAAACUCCAAACCCUAACAAGCGACUUCGCCGAGACCUUCCUUCUUCCUCAGGCCCAAGUUCCCUUCCCACUGUUCCCGAUUUCAACCAGAACCACGUAGAUCUGAUCAUCUCCUCCUUCCUCUCGUUACCUGACUUCCCUUCGCUAUCCUCGUCGAUAUCCAUCAUGGACUCCUUCGAUCGAGUGAUUGAGAAACUAUUGCAAUCUUGUUCCGACGAUGAUCGUAUCAAAGACCGUGGACUCCGACUCGCCUCGCUUCUUCGCGAGUCCACGACGAGGUGCGCUCGGAAACACGCCGCUGAUCACAAUUCCAGUUCCUGGCGUCUCCCUCAUGACCUCACCGUCAAGGUAUUUUCGAUGGUUGACAAAAAGUCUCUGAUGCGAGCUUCAGCUUGUUGCAUCAUGUUUAAAAAAUAUGCCAUGGACCCUUUAUGUUACUCUCACACAGACUUGACAACUGAAACUGUUGAAAAUAGAAUCGUGCGUAAUAUGAUUCUUAAUGCUGGAAAGGAACUCAGAUCCCUUAAAGUUGGCUGCCCCGAUGAAUCUACAAAAUCGUUGCUUUCAGGAUCUUGUCUCGCCCCAUUAUCUUCUGAUCAUGGUUUUCUUGGGAAUCUCUUGGAAAGCCUACACAUUUACAAUCACGGAUGGUUGGACAAUACGUCCUUGUGUCGUGCCUUGUCAGUCUGCUCAAAUCUAACCGAUCUGAAGAUUGUUGGAUUGGAUGUUAAUUCAUUAAGGAAAGUAUUAGAGGUGCUUCCAAAAAAAUGUCAGCAUCUGUUCGUAGAGAAAGGGAUCGGAUCUGGUAGAUCUAUGUGGUCCCUUGGUUCGUUCUUUUUGUCUUACCGGCCCGAUUUAACUUCACUAUCACUCAUAGGUUUCGAACUAGAUGACGGAGAAGUCCACAUUAUUAUAAGGGGUCUGCCUAAACUUAAGUAUCUGAACCUAUCCAGGACAUCUGUAAUGAAAGGAGGCUUUUUGAGGCAUGUGAGUGAUAGACGCAGAGGCUCUCUGCUCGAGACUAUAAUACUGCGAGAAUGCCGUUCUCUAGACGAGACAAGGGUUUGCAAGUUUUUGGAUUCGUUAAUCAUGUCCAGAAGACACCUCAGAUUCAUUCGACACAUUGAUGUUUCAAAUUACAACGGAUUAAUGCAUGGCGGCAGCAAACCAAAGCGACUGUUUUUUGUGUUUCCUUUGGAAAAGCUGAAGGAAAAAAGACCAGGUGUCACAUUUGUGGCAGAUUUUAGAUCACCAUCAUCAUCAUCUUCUAUUUUUUCAUGGUCGCCAUACUAUUCACCAUCAUCAAGGUUAAUCAAUUGCCCAGGAGAUACUUCUUCCGGCAGUGGAAGUGAGGGCGGCUAAUCGGCUAUUACCAACAACUUGUGAAAUAGUCACGGUGAAGAGGAAGCUCACGUCAUAACAGAAGGAGCACAGGACCCGGUCAAAGGGAAACUGUUGCGGAUUCCUCAAUAAAUGGAGAAGAUCUCGGGAACCAGUUGAUGACGAUCAAGCGGGACCUGAAGCUAUUUAAAGAGAAAGUGAAUCAAGAAAGAAGAUCCAUUA
Molecule: messenger RNA, 1593 nt
Organism: Raphanus sativus (radish)
Lineage: Eukaryota; Viridiplantae; Streptophyta; Magnoliopsida; Brassicales; Brassicaceae
Product: F-box protein At4g02760
Exons: 13
Coding region: 1-1392 (463 amino acids)
Molecular function (GO): protein binding
Source: RefSeq, a predicted model, not a curated record